AUAAUGUAUGAGCGGAGAGUAGACUACUAGAGUUUCAAAAAAAAAAUGUGGAAGAAUAACCGAUGAUAUUCGGGUGUGAGAAAGACAAGAAGAACAAUCCUUAUUCCCCUGUUCUGGCAAUACUAGAAUUCUGGAAUUUUCUGUUUACAAUAUAUAUGUUUUUAUUUAUUUAUUUUCUGCCACACACCGUACUACCCUUCCUCUUCAUAUAUAUUACAGGAGGCUCACUUCCUGGAAUGAUGUUUAUCCGCCCCCAGUUUUACAUACAGCGAUUAGUUAACAAUAAUUAAACACUUGAUUAUUAAUUAUCUGUUUCUGAUCUAAUUAAGAAGGAAGAUCAUCAGAUCAGAUGGGUAGGGCACCUUGCUGUGACAAAGCAAACGUGAAGAAAGGGCCAUGGUCCCCAGAAGAAGAUUCCAAACUCAAAUCCUACAUCGAACAACAUGGCACUGGUGGCAACUGGAUUGCUUUGCCCCAAAAGAUCGGGCUUAAGCGAUGUGGCAAGAGUUGCCGUCUGCGGUGGCUCAACUACCUUCGCCCUAAUCUCAAGCACGGUGGUUUCUCCGAAGAAGAAGACAACAUCAUUUGCAGCCUCUAUGUUACUAUUGGAAGCAGGUGGUCGGUGAUUGCAGCCCAAUUGCCUGGAAGAACAGACAACGACAUAAAGAACUAUUGGAACACCAAGCUGAAGAAGAAGCUUCUGGGAAAACACCGCACUAAUAACAAAGAGCACCACCAACAACCACGUUCUAGAAAGCAAGCAUCAACAACCAAUAAUACUAGUGUUACCGGGGAUUUUUCAUCAUCAUCAUCAUCAUCUGCUACUGCUACUUAUUGGUCACACAUGCAUAUGCCUAUGCUGCCACUACCACCACCACCACCACCAUUACCACCGUUGCCAUAUGCAGAAGAUAAUAAUAGUAACAAUGAAGGGCCCAGUUUCAACGACCAAGACUCUCUCAGGAAACUUCUUAUCAAGCUCGGAGGAAGAUUCUCCAACAACAAUUUUAGUGAGGAUUAUCAGCCGCCACCACUUGAUGAUGGGGUCAUCAUGAAUUUUCAUCAAUUCCCUUCUUAUGAAAAUCAUCAUCAUAAUAUUGGUUCAUCAUCUAGUUGCAUGGUGUCUGCUAAUAAUUAUCCACAAAGGUUAGAUGGAUUGGAGUUCUUUUACGGAGAGGAAUUGGCUGUAACUAAUGAUGAGAAGAUAAUAGAAACUGGUGGUGCUUCUAAUAAUAAUAAUAAUAAGUGGUGUGAGACCAGCAACACCACACUGAUUUAUCCUCCUCUUCAUGAAGAUUUCAGCUACCGCACCCCGCAAUAGCACCAUAUCCAUGUACAUUUCUUUUUCUUUUUCUUUUUUUUUUCUUUCAAUUUGCUUUGAACUUGAACUACUAGCCAUUUGAAGAAAAAGGGAAAGUUCGUUUUGAUUCCCUUAUUAUACAUAGUAAACUUACUUCGUUUAUAUAUAUAUAUGUCUUCUCUCUUUUGUGGCAUUUUCGCCCAAUGCAUUUUAUCCUAUAUUGUUUUGUUGUGUAUCAGUUGGUUGUAAUAUUUACGGAGAAUCAUUAAUUAAU
Molecule: messenger RNA, 1574 nt
Organism: Arachis stenosperma
Lineage: Eukaryota; Viridiplantae; Streptophyta; Magnoliopsida; Fabales; Fabaceae
Product: transcription factor RAX3-like
Exons: 3
Coding region: 350-1321 (323 amino acids)
Source: RefSeq, a predicted model, not a curated record